UUGGUCCCGCUCGCUCGCCGUAGAAGAACGGAUUGUCAUGGUAACAGUUGCUCGCUUACUGCAGCGCAGCUACCUCUUUAAAACAGCGUAAAAUUUAGCGUUUCUUUUCAUUUUCUUCUCAUUUUAAUGGCUGUCAUUGUUUUAUUGUCAUAUAUUAAAGAAUUACUUAAAGUUGCUAAUGUUUGAAAGACGACGUCCUUUUCGGCGUUGUUAGCAAACUGUCCAGCGUAAUGGAUCAGUACAGCAUCCUCGGCAGGAUUGGGGAAGGAGCUCAUGGCAUUGUUUUCAAAGCCAGACACAUCGAAACAGGAGAGACCGUGGCUUUAAAAAAAGUGGCCUUGCGAAGACUUGAAGAUGGAAUUCCUAACCAGGCUCUCAGAGAAAUCAAAGCCCUGCAGGAGAUUGAAGAUAACCAAUAUGUGGUGAAACUUAAAGACGUCUUCCCCCACGGCACCGGCUUUGUGCUUGUGUUUGAGUACAUGUUGUCAGAUCUCUCAGAAGUCAUAAGAAAUUCUCAACGUCCUCUUACCGCGUCUCAGGUCAAAGGAUACAUGCUGAUGCUGCUAAAGGGAGUGGCCUUCUGCCACGAGAACUCCAUCAUGCACCGGGACCUAAAGCCCGCAAACCUUUUAAUCAGCUCGACCGGUCAUCUGAAGAUUGCUGAUUUUGGCCUGGCGAGACUUUUCUCCAAUGAAGGGGAUCGUCUGUAUAGUCAUCAAGUGGCAACCAGAUGGUACAGAGCUCCAGAACUUCUGUAUGGUGCUCGGAAAUAUGACGAAGGAGUUGAUCUCUGGGCAGUGGGCUGCAUUUUCGGGGAGCUGUUGAACAAUUCUCCUCUGUUCCCUGGAGAGAAUGACAUUGAGCAGCUGUGCUGUGUGCUCCGAGUGCUGGGAACUCCUAAUCAGAAAGUUUGGCCAGAAAUAACAGAACUGCCAGACUACAAUAAGAUCACGUUUAAAGAAAACCCACCCAUUCCUUUGGAGGAGGUCGUGCCUGAUUCUUCACCUCAGGCUUUGGACCUACUAAAGAAGUUUCUUGUCUAUCCAUCCAAACAGCGGAUCAGCGCCAGACAGGCUUUGCUCCAUCCGUAUUUCUUCACAGACCCUCUCCCGGCUCAUCACUCAGAGCUGCCCAUCCCUCAACGCGGAGGAAAACCCUCCGGACAGCGCAUGCAACCCCCCAAUGAGUUCACUGUGGAUCGACCCUUGCAUGAGAGCUUGGUGGACCCUGCGCUGAUCCAAGGGCAUGUGUGGGGUUGUUUCUGAUUGCACACAUGUACAAUUUUGUGUACUUUUUGUUUACUUCACAAAAAAGCAAAAACACCUAAAAUGAUACUUUAUAGUUAACUAUAUGCAUUAUACUGUUUGUGAACUACGCACUUCAUUAUUUUAGUUAUUUAUUUCGACACAGUUACACAUGUUAGGUUCAAAGGAAUUGCCUAUUUGACUUGAUAGUAUCUAAAGCAGUUUGACCCUUCAGUGAAACAAUUUGUUCUUUCUGUAGAACAAGCUUUAACCUCAUCGGGUUAUGGGAGCUUGUUUUAACUUAUCAGGUUGUAUUCAGUUAGCAGAGUGGGGUCAUACAACUUUGUGCCAACAUGGUGUAAAACUAUCUACUUUGUUUAACACAAAAUUUUGGCAGAUAUUUCAAAUGAAAGAGAAUAUCAUUUUACAGUUACAGAUGAUAAGGAUUUUCUCUGGAAAAUAACUUCCUCCAUUCCUUUCUGAAAUGCAAAGACAACUUUUGGGAAGUCAUUCGUGUGUAACAAAUGACUUUGACGGCCGUGCUGUGUGUUGAUGUGCUCAGACUGUACAUCUUUAUGAUGACUGCUGCGUUUGUCUCUAUUUGCAUCGCUGCAAUCGGCUCAACUGUCCUCUUGUGUUACAUAUUAAACUGCGCUUUGCAUUUUU
Triplophysa dalaica is the source of this 1910-nucleotide messenger RNA. RefSeq names its product cyclin dependent kinase 20 (gene cdk20). Lineage: Eukaryota; Metazoa; Chordata; Actinopteri; Cypriniformes; Nemacheilidae. The transcript has 8 exons. The record is from RefSeq and is a predicted model, not a curated record. Gene Ontology annotation, biological process: protein phosphorylation. Gene Ontology annotation, molecular function: ATP binding; cyclin-dependent protein serine/threonine kinase activity. Gene Ontology annotation, cellular component: nucleus. The coding region runs from base 231 to 1265 and encodes 344 amino acids.